AUGAGAGAUGAAAUGUCAGAGUUUAAUUUAAAAGCAUUAACAAUGGCUAUUGAUUUACUCAUCGAGCAGCUUCUACAAGUAAAAAAUCAAGAAUCCGACAUCAGAAGACAACUAGAUGACGCUCGUGAAGUAUUAUAUAACUGUUCAGCUGUCGACAAUAAGCCACAAUGGAUGAUUCAUUUUAACCAGGUUACUACAUUGGCAAUGAGAUUGGCUCUUAUUGAAGAAGAAUUACGUAAACUGGAACAUGAACAUGUCGUACGUCAUGGAGUCUUGUCGUAUUGA
This is a messenger RNA of Rotaria sp. Silwood1, 285 nucleotides long. NCBI's taxonomy places the organism in Eukaryota, Metazoa, Rotifera, Eurotatoria, Philodinida, Philodinidae. The record is from the annotation of a GenBank genome assembly.